Messenger RNA from Candidozyma pseudohaemuli, 1761 nucleotides. It is a transcript of the gene SST2, whose product is annotated as GTPase-activating protein. The transcript has a single exon. The record is from RefSeq and is a predicted model, not a curated record. The coding region runs from base 1 to 1761 and encodes 586 amino acids. NCBI's taxonomy places the organism in Eukaryota, Fungi, Ascomycota, Pichiomycetes, Serinales, Metschnikowiaceae. Gene Ontology annotation, biological process: intracellular signal transduction.
AUGACAAGCUCUAUUUCUUCUGGGAGAUCACUGGACACCUCGGCAAAGGAAGUGAAGAAGGUCAACGUCACCGCUGGAAAAAGCUUUUCAAACGUAUUCGAGGCAUUGAUCAUUGGCUUGAAUCUCGAUGAUCGUCGUGGAAAACCAAAGUCCUCGUUUUUUGGAAAGCCACCACCACCGUUCACUUUCACUGUUGAAGAUGCAGUGCAGAAAUUGUGCAACCUCACCAUUGAUAUUGAGCUCAGAAUGGCCAAAACUACCGUUGCAUAUAGCAUGAAGCCCAAUCUUGCUUUUGAUCUUCUUCGAAAGUUCUUCGAUGCAAAACUUCUUCAUUACCCUAACUCGAGGACUGAAGCCAAGCUUAGCCGACAUGGUACCCUUCAAGUCACACCAAAAGGUGCAGCGUUAGUGCACGCUUUUUGUCAGAAUAUCGGUAUGCCUUCUAAGUGCAUGCCAGCAAUUGUGAAGUCCAACAUCAAUACUAUGGAGCUCUUCAUGCUUGAACGAUCCCCCGCUAGUGAAAGCAUCUUAUACUCAAGCUACUUAGUGCACAUUCUAUUCUCAUGGGUAAUGGGACCGAGUCCCAACAUCUGGUCCUCGGAGAAGGCUCCUGAUGCAGCAUCUUGUGUUUUCUACGACACCACUUCUGGAGACACGUUUGACUUUUCUAGCUCUUCCGAAGGAGAUUGCUUUCUGACGCUGGAAGACAAGUCGACGACCCAGUGUGUGAGUCCGUUUCAUCACAAGUACUUCACUAAUCCCGAGUCUGACUCGCACGUUCAAUACUACGUAUCCAAUACCGGCGUGAGGCUCUUCAAACUGAAGACUUUCAUCAAUGAUGACAAGAAAGUUAUGGUGGAUUAUUGUGUCUCAGGUAAGGCGAUAGUCCAAUGGCUCUGUGACUGCUCUAGUGUGACGACAACUGCUGAGGCCAUUAGCAUAGCCAAGCUCUUCAUAGAGGCAAACUUACUACGCCCGAUCACUUUGGAUGAUGAAACCUUUCUGAACGAGAGAAAUGCUUUUUACGUUUUGACUGAACGAGGCAGCGAAGUCUGUAACUGGGGUCGUCGUAAGAAGUCUCGAGGUGAGCUGCUACUGGAUGCUUCUAACAAGAUCAAAAUCGGCGCUUCCUACAAGGGACCCUCCCUUAAAAAUAUCCUCAAAGACCCCGGUUUACGUCUCUUGUUCAAGAUGCACAUGCAGAAGGAAAGAUGUGUCGAAAACGUCAAUGCAUAUGUUCAGCUUUCGGACUUCAACAGCCUGGAGCAACAAGUGUUGAAGCUUUACUCGCAUUAUAACACACUCGAAGAUGGUCCAAGAAAGAUCAAGGUCCGCAAUGCAAUUGAGUUUCACACCAACAAAUUCUACUCCAAAGCAUUUCAACUUUACUCAGCGUACAUCAGUCCAGACCUGCAAUUUGACUUGAAUAUUGACUACAAGCUUCGACAAGAUGCCCAGAACCUCAUGACGUUGGAAGGGCCCAUGCUGCCUUCUGUUGAUUAUAUGAUGACGCCGAUGGUUGAAAAAGGAUUCGUGGGUGAGCUAGACAUCACUGAAUUAGACAGCCCUGCCAGCCUGGAAAAACCAAGUUAUUUCCGAUAUGAAAACGGUGAUUUGACGCAGACGGUGGCCUUGGUUGAAGACAUCCACAGGGUGUUUCGUCAGAUUGCCAAAUCGAUCUUUAGACUCAUGGAGAUCGAUUCGUACCCCAAGUUCAUCAGCAGCAGCGACUACCAACACAUUCUCGCCUGCGAUAGCUGA